Camelina sativa (false flax) is the source of this 1524-nucleotide messenger RNA. NCBI's taxonomy places the organism in Eukaryota, Viridiplantae, Streptophyta, Magnoliopsida, Brassicales, Brassicaceae. The record is from RefSeq and is a predicted model, not a curated record.
AUAAUACAACAACGUCCACGAAUUUAGUAAGCAAAAGAACACGGCACGAGAAGCCGUAAAUGACGAGAUUACCCUUUAUCACCGCCGUCGUCGUCGUCGUCUUCCUACUCUCUGGUGCUACUCUGACGGUAGCGGAGAUUAAGUCUUUCACUAUCUCCGAUGACUCACGGCCGGUCAUUUUCUUCGAGAAAUUCGGGUUUACCCAGACCGGUCAUGUAACCGUAUCGGUUAGCUCUGUUUCAGUAUCUUCUCCGAGUACAACCGAGUCAUCGAAAUUAGGGUUCUUCGUCCUAACGGAAGAAUCGCUUCUCCAGGUACUCCUCGAGAUGGAGCGAAACCCUAGAUUCUGCAUCCUCGAUUCCAACUACAUCCUCCAUCUCUUCACCUUCCGCAACCGGUCUCAGUUCGAUCAUUCCUAUUCGAUAACGUCCUCGGGCGAGUACUCUAUCUUCUUCGCAAGUUGCGUACCGGACACUACAGUUUCGAUGAAGAUCAAAAUGGAGAUGUACAAUCUUGAUCCGAACGGGUCAAAGAUUUACUUACCACCCGGUUUGACUCAGUUACCCGGUUUGUAUCUCUUCUUCUCCCUUUGCUACUUGACUUUCUUUGGUCUCUGGCUCUGUUUCUGGUACAACAAUACUCAAAGUAUCCACCUUUUUAUGGCUGCUCUGCUUCUAGUGAAAUCUUUGACUCUGCUCUGUACUGCUGUGUAUAAACACUACGUGAACGUCACAGGCACAGCUCAUGGCUGGAACAUUACUUUUUAUGUUUUCCAAUUCGUCAGUGUCGUUUUGCUCUUCACGGUGAUUGUUCUAAUCGGAAGCGGUUGGUCUUUCUUGCAACCGAAGCUACAAGGAAAAGAGAAGAAGCUGUUGAUGAUCGUUGUUCCGCUUCAGGUUUUAGCCAGCAUUGCUUCGAUUGUGAUUGGAGAAACUGGACCUUUCAUCGAGAAUUGGGUGACUUGGAACCAAUUCUUCUUGCUUGCUGAUACAACUAGCUGUUUGGCGAUUGUAUUCGCAAUGGUUAGGUCGAUGUGUUGUCUAAGAGAGACAUCGAAGAAACCCGAAGGGAAAGCGGUUAAGAGAUUCUACGUUUUGGUAAUUGUGUAUUUGUUCUUCACGAGAAUUGUGGUGCUUGCUUUAAAGAUUACAGUAGACUAUAAGUACGAGUGGGUGAGCAAUGCAGCUGAGGAAAUUGCAAGUCUUGCGUUUUGUAGUUUGAUGUUUUAUAUGUUUAGGCCAAUGGAGAUGAAUGAGUGUCUUGAUAGUGAUGGUGAAGAAGAAACUGCCGAGCUUUCCCUCAAGGAACAAGAGUUUGGGCUCUGAUGAAACAAUCUGUUUCUUGCUAUAUAAAUGUGUGUUUUAAGUUGUAAACGUGUAAUAAGGAGUGUAGUAUUCAGCUUAAGGCCUUAAUUAAGCCUUUUUGUUAGUAAAGAAAUCCAGUAGAUCAUGUGGAAGUGUGGAACUUAAUCUGUGAUAUUCGUAAUUUUCUGUUGAAUAUAUACAUGAAACUUUGGAUUGACAA